CUCCAUCCCAGAUCCUGGGCAAGCGUCGAAUGGUUUCCCGGUUGCACGGCCAUUCAAAAGUCGUUUGUCCCCUCAUCCUCCCAGCUGGCUUCAAAUUUGGCCAUCCCGACGGCAAACAUAUUUUUGUUUCGCACCUCACCCAGUCCGGCACACGCAGUCUAGGUAAGCUGCUUGCUUUUGUCACCAAAGCACGCCGUCGAUACAAACUCUUCUCUCGAACCCGGGACUCGCCAGCCGAGCUGACUGCUUUGACGGACGUCUUGCUUCUUUGGACAUCGCCAUUUAUACUCUCCAACAAAGCAAUUUGGAUUCCCGCCCGCUUUGCCUCUAUUUGCUACAGUUUCUGUGCUGCCUCCAGCUACUUCAACCCUCUACCUCGUGACGCAACCAGUCUUGCUCGCGUCUUCACGUCUUCACGGUCUCCUCUAGACUACAAAAUCUUCUCGCCACAAAAUUUUGUUGCGAACGUGAUGCCCAACAUCUUUACCAUCCAAGCCAAUGUACAUUGAACGAAAAUAACGCCUGAUACACGAAAAAGAAAAGAGGAAAGACAACAACUACUGUCUUGCAACCUUUGGAAACGCUCGAGUCGUGCACCCGUAGCACCACCAUUCCUUCGUCAACACACCAAAUAUAGACUCGGCGGCAUUUAUAUUCAAGCCUUUCGAGUCUUCUCUUUGACCUCAAACCAAUAACCAUUAUCUGUUGAUCCGAGGUUAUUCUCAACGUCUGUUGAGCACUCUCGUCCUUCUACCAUUACUAUGGAAGCCUCAUCGCCAUUGGCGGCUUUGCAUCGCCCUAUGGCCCCGCCAUCUUGGGGUGGCCGAGAUCUCUUCCGAGCUCAUGCUCAUUAUGCAGCCCCUUCAGCUGGACCUGUUGCUAGCCUGCGUGAACAGCUGCAUCGCAGCUCUGAUUAUUUCAACUCCAAGGACAUGAUGGGUUCGUCACCAGCUGCGAGUCUGGCUGCCGACCUCUCGCAAAAUUUUCGUUUGGAUAACGAUGCCAGCCCAAAGUUCCCUACACCCCGCCGUGCUCUUUUCACAGCAACAAUGAUUGGUGGCCUGGAGGGCAGAGACUUUGUGACUACUCCACCGCUGCCGCCUUCUUCCCCUGCUCCCAUGCUGGAACAGAUGGAAGUUUCCCCUCUACCUCACAAGACUCCUUCAUGCAGCAUUAUCCGCGCUUGUUCGCCCACUCCCACGUCUACCCCAGGUGACGAAGAAAUGGUCCUCGACUCUCCGGCUCCCAUUGCCCGCCAUUCAUCUGAAUCCUUGCGACCAUCCUUUAUUGAACGUCGCAUUGCCGCACCUCGACGUCCAUCUCUUACGCGUGUGAAGGGGCACACGUUUAGUGCUGGGGCAUCUAAGUCACACCAAGAACGUCAACUGCCCCCUUUCAGAUUUGGUUCCGAAUCUUCCUUUGGGGCUUCAAGUUUGUCACUUGGAGAAUGUUUUGAUGCCGAGUCACCUCAGCCAGAGACUCGACAACAGCAACCAUCCGACAGCCCUUGUGCGCCCAUUCCCUUGGGCCUUCGUUCUCGCCCUCAGUUUCUCACUGGCUCAAGCUCACGUCAAGCCUCCCCUGUCAACUUCCAUGCGCGGAGACAAUCCAAUCCAUUCUUGAGGAAUCGCAAGCAGAUCCGCCGUUCUCUGAGCAUGUUUGAACAUCCGGCAGAUAUUAUGAAGCCUAAGCCACAGGUCCCUGAGUCUCGUCCGUCCACCCUUAAGUGUGUAAUGGAUGUUGAAGAAUCCAAUGAGCCUGCCCUGCCCCAUUUUCUUUCUGAGGAUCCGGCUGAUACAAUUCCCCGCAUCACCAAAGAAACCAUGUUGGCAGUGUUGGAUGGCAAAUUUGCGGAUCGAUUUGACCAAAAGAUGGUUAUCGACUGCCGUUUUGAAUACGAGUAUAGCGGUGGCCAUAUCGACGGCGCAGUUAACUACAACAACAAAGAACUGCUUACCUCACAAUUGUUCCAGACUCCGAUGGCUGGUCGAACACUACUCAUUUUCCACUGCGAAUACUCCGCCCAUCGUGCACCCCUGAUGGCUCGCCAUAUCCGAGCCGAAGACCGCACCACGAAUGCUGAGUUCUACCCACAGCUCACAUAUCCCGAGGUGUACAUUUUGGAUGGCGGUUACAGCGGCUUUUUUGCCGAUUACCGCAGUCGCUGCUUCCCCCCUGAGUACGUAGAGAUGUCUGAUGAGAAGCAUCAGCGUACCUGCGAACGUGAGAUGGGCCGUCUAAAGUCACGAAAAGGUCUCAACCGUGCGCAGACCUUCGCUUUUGGGCAACGAGAAUCAUGCGUAGACCAGUCACCAACAGCUCCUGGCCGCCCAAUUGCUAGGCAAACGUCAUCUUUCAGCCCUGGCGCUUUUUCUCCUGUGUUUGGUGACCGAACUCACGCUCGCCGCAUGGCUUCUUACUAAGUCAACGCCGACGUCAACUGCACAGCCUACUCACACCCUUCGCUCACUCAGAUCUUCUGCAGCUCAUUCUCCCCCCUAAUGAGCGUGUUAAUGAUGGACUCUACCUCUCCCAGCAUAUCAUCACGGCCUGACACAGGCUCGUAUACGUGUAUUGCAUUAGCAUUUUUCUUCCUAUUGGCAGCUAUUUCUGCAUAGCCGAUCGUCUAACAUCCUAGGCGGCCUGCCUAAUUCAUAUCACUCCGUUUCGAAGCCCGACAUUGCCAUACGUCGUGGUCCUUCGUCUACGUCUGAGCAUGCACCUUUCUGUCGCUCGCACCCUUUCCAUUCGCCUCCCUUUACAGCAUCAUGAAUUUGGUUCGCAUUAUGACAUGUUUAUGCCAGUCGAUAAACAUUGUCUUGUGGGUUUGGCUAACGACUACACAUAUUUUGCAUUGGUAUUGCAUUUCACUAUGCAUGUCCUCCUUCCUGUUACAUUACCUUUUUUCAUGUUGCGCAUGAUUUGCGCUGUCUAUACCCAUUUUCUACGACCUAGUUUCUCAUGUCUCCUUGUUUUACUCUUUUUUUCCGCGAGGGCGAUGGCUAGACGGGUUGCUGGUUCUUUCGCUUUCUUGUGUGCUUACGAUACAUGCUGCUUUCUUUACCGGCGUUUUUUGAUUCAAAAGGGGAUGGGACAGGUGACUGUGCAUUAGCCAAUUAGCCUAGUCUCUUGAUAGUGAGGUGACAUUCCUUAGUUGGUAGCGUUGUACGAAAGAAAUUCAACUUGCAUUCACAAAGUUUCGCACGUGUUGAUCUAAACAUCGGAAUAGCCAUGCUCUCGUCUCGGCUACAGCCACUUUAAUCUGUUCACAUUUCCUCUAUUGUCUCAGGUCAGGGGUCUCUGAUGGGAAGGACCCCUGCGGUUCACGUAUUCGAAAAUGGUCCCUAUAUCGUCUAGCUAUGUAAUCUACCGUUCAUUCCAUAACGCCACUACUAUGAUUUGCCCGCAAAAAAGGAAAAAAAAACAAUUGACCAAGUGAAGUUCUCUACUCGGCCGUAAAGUCCCACUCUUUGAAUGCGUCUCGGACUACUGCAACGUCCUGUGUUUCUUCUUCCUCCGUUUGCACGCAGUCCUGCCAAGAGAGCCGGCUCUCUAAGCCAAGAAGCUUUGCUAAUACACGACGGGCAAAUUGCAAGUCAAAUCGUGUGUCUGGCUCGAGGGGCAUGAAGAUAGACUUAGUCGUUUCCAUGCCCGAGCUGCCGGCAGCCCAUAGCUGAACGUGAAAGAAGUCGCCGGAAACGGCGCGCUGUUCUGGUGGUAAAUCUUGGGUAGAAAAUUUUGGAUAUUUCAGGUUGUCUGCUUCCACCUUGAAAGCUGCCUCUGCAAGGCCCUCCUCAAUCAUUUUAGCUGGCACAGCCAUUGUUUGCCAGAUUAGGUGUACGUUGCGGCCACGACUAAUCUCCCAUGUUACAGCUCCAAGCCUCCUGUCACUUUUGGCUGAAAUCAUGUGUUGAAGGGCUUGGCGGAAACGCACCAUCUCUUUCAAAGUACGUGCUGCCUCGGAUUCCGAAGCUGUGAUGUCCCCUAUAGCCGCAAGUGUCGGAGCGUGAGGCAAUGGGAUGAUGAUGAAGUGGCCGGGGAACUUUAGACCAUACUCGGCAAAGGUAGUUGCUGUUGAUAGGGGACCUUUAGCUGUGGUUGUGUAUGCAUCAUCACCAAUGGUGCAGCACAUGUGUGCUGAGAGGUUGGGAUUGGAUAAGCAGAAGAAGCAUUGAUCUGGUCCUGGAGGAGGCGAUCGCUGUCUCUUUCUCUUGUCGCGAUGCCGAUGAUCACGGUGCUCGGAGCCGAAUCGACUAAAUGAAUCAUCGGGCCGUCCUCGUUUUUUUUCUUUCCGGACAAAAGGAGACUGAGUAGUGCCGGGUGGCAGAGCGUCGUCGGCGUUGUUCAAUGUGAAUGCGUAUAAAGCCUUGGCCUUCGAUGCAUUACCAAACGGUGCCAUAGAUAUGAAUCUCGUAACAAACGUAUCGGCUUCAUUGCCGCUUAGAGAGUUUGAAAAUGGUUCACGCUCGUAAAAGAAUGGCCCCGGCGACGCAGACAGAUGAUACCGAGGCUUCAACAUGUCGCACAGCUCUGCUACUGUGCUUGAGGAAGCGACAACAGUCUGGUUUUCAGCCUCGAGAGUGACUUUUGAACCUGACCAGAUAUUUUUUGGCCACAUAGAAGUAAGCAAUAUAUCGGCUGUAUUGGCACCCUUCAAGCUCCUUGCAUCGUCUUCGGUGUGGAACGGUAGAUACUGUUCUUGCGAUUUGCCUGCGCUGGACGUUUGGUCCAGGAAACCACCUAGCGCCACUAUUCUCAAACCUUCCGCGGUUUUAUUAAUG
[Torrubiella] hemipterigena is the source of this 4781-nucleotide messenger RNA. Lineage: Eukaryota; Fungi; Ascomycota; Sordariomycetes; Hypocreales; Clavicipitaceae. The record is from the annotation of a GenBank genome assembly.